Molecule: messenger RNA, 3143 nt
Organism: Nematolebias whitei (Rio pearlfish)
Lineage: Eukaryota; Metazoa; Chordata; Actinopteri; Cyprinodontiformes; Rivulidae
Gene: islr2
Product: immunoglobulin superfamily containing leucine-rich repeat 2
Exons: 2
Coding region: 312-2429 (705 amino acids)
Molecular function (GO): protein binding
Source: RefSeq, a predicted model, not a curated record
GGAGGAGCUUCUGCGUCUUUAAUAGAAGGGAGAAAGAUGGGAGAGGCUGCGCGUGCACGCCUCUCCGCCUGGCUCCGCAGCGGCGGGAGCGCGCAGAGGAGCGUUCUUCCUGAGGAAUAAAAAAAAAAAAAAAAAAAAAAAAAGAGCGGACGGACCGACUGAGCGCAACAUCAACAUCUCACCGGGAAAAAUGUUCCUGCCGCCGUGUGCGCGGACCUGAGGCUCCCUCCAACCAUUAAACUCGUAGAAACUACAGAAGACUCAAAUUAAAUUAAAAAACACAGGAAACGAAGUCAACACAGGUGCAGAAGAUGGCAGGAAGGCUCCUGCAGCUCCUUGCUUUGUGGACUGUGGUGAUCAGCAGUGCUCAGAGCUGCCCUCAGCUCUGCAGCUGCCAGGAUAAAUUUGCCCAGAAGUUUGCCGACUGUGCUUACAAAGACCUGCUGGAGGUACCGGUCGGGCUCCCCUCCAACGUAACCACCGUGAGCCUUUCGGCCAACAAGAUCAAACUGCUGAAGAGCAAAAGCUUUGAUAACAUCACGCAGGUCACCUCUCUCUGGCUGGCCCACAAUGAAAUCGUCACUGUUGAGACGAACACCUUGGCCCCCCUCAUUCAGCUCCGCAACCUGGACAUCAGCCACAACAAAAUCGUCACCUUCCCCUGGGAGGACAUGAAGUCCCUCACAGCUCUGCAGCUGCUGAAAAUGAACAACAAUGAGAUGGUGAACCUCCCCAAGGACGCCUUUUCCACACUCCAAGACCUGAGGUCGCUCCGCAUCAACAACAACAGGUUCACCACCAUCGUGGAGGGCACCUUCAGCGCCCUCUCCUCCAUGUCCCACCUCCAGAUCUUUAGCAACCCGUUCACUUGCUCUUGCAGCCUGGAGUGGCUCAGGGACUGGAUUGCCACAACCAAAAUUUCUGUGCCUGACCCUAAAUCAAUCCAGUGUGAGGCCCCCGAGCACCUGAAAGGGGUCAUGAUUGCAAAUACUCCCAAACUGACAUGUGAAGCUCCUGUUGUCACCAUAACAUACCAGCCCAACAUACAGAACGCAGUCCUUUAUGAGGGCAUUACUGUCAUCCUGAACUGUGAGGCCAAGGGGAGCCCCAAGCCACAGGUCCGCUGGGAGGUCACUGCUGGAAACCAAAAUGACCUGUUCCCCCUGCCGUCCACAGAGGAAACAAAUGACAUGCCGAUAAACGAUAAAACGACCAACACCAGGUUCCUCGUCUUCAGGAACGGCUCUCUCGUUGUUCCCCGCAUGAGUAAAAAGGAGGACGGAAACUACAGCUGCUCUGCAGAGAACGAGUUGGGCCGAGCGGAGAGCAGUGUCAAGCUCUCGCUGACAUACACCCACAAGCAAGGCAGCAGCUUGAUACCAGACUCAAGCCUGGACAAGAUCCGUCCGUCCGGUAAAAAGCUCGACGACCCGAAGGGCUCCAAAAACAAUGUGAUCAACUGGGCUAAGCCUGAGGAGAAGACGAAGGAGAGCCCUGAGGGGUCAAAGCACAAAACCGAGGAGGCUGGGGGGGCUAAGAACCCCACGUUUGCGAGCAAGUGCGGCGUGAGGGACGGAAGCGAAUACAUCUCCAACCACGCCUUCAACCUGAGCUUGGACGACCUGAAGCAGUACACCUUUGACUUCGGCGUCAUCGCGUUAGAGGUCUCAGAGACGGAAGCUAAGGUGCAGCUGAACCCACUGCAGCUCCCGAGCACCAAAUCAAACCUCCACCUGAGCCACAAGAACCAGGAGACUGUGAACAAAGAGCCGCUGGGUCUGCUGCAGUCCUCUUCCAGUAAGGACACCCUGGACAUGCUCUACCUCUGUGUGAACACUGGAAAUGGACACUCCUUGGUGCAGUGGUCCAACAUAGAGGAGGGGGUGAAUUCAUACCGCUUCCACGGCCUACAGUCGGGCACCAAUUACACUCUUUGUCUCACUUAUGGGGGGAAGGACUGCCAAGUCCAAGUGGUGUUCACGACAAGGAAGAAGAUCCCCUCCCUGCUUAUUAUUGUGAUCGUCAGCAUUUUCCUCCUGGGCUUGGCCACCGUCCCCCUGCUGGGGGCCACCUGCUGCCACCUGCUCUACAAGUACCAAGGAAAGAGCUACAAGCUGAUCAUGAAGGCUCAGAAUCCGGACCAGGUGGAGAAGCAGGCCACGGGGGAGUUCGAUCCCAGAGCGUCGUUCGUGGAGUCCGAGAAGACCUUCAACCCCAGCGAGCUGGGCGAGGAGGAGGAGGGGCCCGAGGGGGAGGAAGGGGAGGCUGAGGGGAGCGUGGUGACCGAGUCCAUCCCGGGCUCCUCAUCCAAAACCAACCCGGAGGAGUUCGAGGCGGGAUCCGAGUACAGCGACCGGCUGCCGCUGGGCGCCGAGGCCGUGAACAUCUCGGAGGAAAUCAACGGCAACUACAAGCAGCCGAGCCGCUGAGGCGCUACGGGUGCCCGCGAGGGCUUUUUACUGUAACAUACUUUACUUUUUCUUCCCCUCCGGGUGACUCACACGAGAUGAAAGGUGGACCAUUUACAUUUUUUUUUUAUCUUUACCUCAAAAAUCACCGUGAAGUAAUCCAUGUUGAGUUUGUCUAAAUCUGGUGUGGGAUUAAAAACAAGCACAGAUUAAAACAGUUUCUCACAGGUGAGCAGCGCGCGGUGCGAAUUGAAGGUUAAACAAACGGGAGCGACGCAUGUUUCAAUUGCCGUCACGGGAGAGCACAAAAACCUCAAACAAGUGCCAAUAAUGAUUUUUUACUGCCGUUUUCUCCAUUUGCGUGACAUCAGGAACUGUUUCUAAGCCGCGCGUGCAGGCUGCAGGAGGGCCAGGUAACAGGUGUCAGAAAUAAAAUCCGAUUGUGUGGAAUAAAAUGUUUGAUUACGUGAUGUAAAAGGCUGCAGAUAUUCGGGAGAUAUUUGCUCUUUCAGCUGCUUGGUGCUUGAUGGAAGAAAAUGUUCAAGGCUUUAAAAAAACAACGAUUAAUCAACGCGCAAAACGUGUCCAUGGCAUGUCACGUGUUUUCCUGUCUGCUUUAGUCUUAUUUUUCUAUUAGUGUAGCGUCAUGUAAUGUGACUGUCUGUCUGUGAUGUAAAUCUUAAGGAAUUACAUGUAUUAUUAUUUUUGACCGUGAGUUUGAACAUGGAGGCAAAA